Molecule: messenger RNA, 1683 nt
Organism: Peromyscus eremicus (cactus mouse)
Lineage: Eukaryota; Metazoa; Chordata; Mammalia; Rodentia; Cricetidae
Gene: Gdf7
Product: growth differentiation factor 7
Exons: 2
Coding region: 1-1326 (441 amino acids)
Biological process (GO): SMAD protein signal transduction; BMP signaling pathway
Cellular component (GO): extracellular region
Molecular function (GO): growth factor activity; cytokine activity
Source: RefSeq, a predicted model, not a curated record
AUGGACCUGAGCGCCGCCGCCGCGCUGUGUCUCUGGCUGCUGAGCGCCUGCCGUCCCCGCGACGGGCUGGAAGCUGCCGCGGUGCUCCGAGCGGCCGGGGCAGGACCAGCCUGGAGCCCCGGGGGCGGCGGCGGCGGGCGGACCCCCGUCCCGGCUCCGGGCCCUUCAGCUCUCCAGGCCGCCGCAGUUCCCGGGCCCCGCGCUGUGCGCCGCGCUGCGGGCUCUGGCUUCAGGAACGGCUCGGUGGUGCCACACCACUUCAUGAUGUCGCUUUACCGGAGCCUGGCUGGGAGGGCUCCGGCCACGGCAGCCUCGGGGCACGGCCGCGCGGACACGAUCAUUGGCUUCAUAGACCAAGCGACUCAAGAGGAAUCUGUGGCCCAGCCUGGCCAGAGCUUUCUAUUCGACGUGUCCGGCCUCCCUGAUGCCGACGAGCUGGUGAGUGCCGAGUUGCGUGUGCUGCGCAAGAGAUCUCCGGAGCCAGACCAGGACAGUGCGACCCUCCCCCCGCUGCUGCUGCUGUCCACCUGUCCCGACGCGACCCGCACACCUCACCUACUGCACUCGCGGGCUGCCGAGCCCCUAGAAGUGGCGCGCUGGGAAGCCUUCGACGUGACGGACGCGGUGCAGAGCCACCGUCGCGAGCCGCGCGCCUCCCGCAAGUUCUGCCUGGUGCUGCGCGCGGUGGCCGGCUCCGGGAGCAGCCCGUUGUCCCUGCGGCGACUGGGCUUCGGGUGGCCGGGCGGCGGCGAUGGUCCCGCUGCCGAGGAGCGCGCGCUGUUGGUGAUCUCCUCCCGUACACAGAGGAAAGAGAGUCUGUUCCGGGAGAUCCGUGCCCAGGCCCGCGCGCUGCGGGCCGCCGCAGAGCCACCACCCGAUCCGGGACCAGGCGCUGGGUCUCGGAAAGCAAUCCCGGGCGGACGCAGGCGAAGGCGGACCGCUCUGGCGGGGACGCGGGGAGCGCAGGGCAGCGGUGGAGGUGGCGGCAAGGGCCACGGGCGCAGAGGCCGGAGUCGCUGCAGCCGCAAGUCUCUGCACGUGGACUUUAAGGAGUUGGGCUGGGACGACUGGAUCAUCGCGCCAUUAGACUACGAGGCGUAUCACUGCGAGGGCGUCUGUGACUUUCCGCUGCGCUCGCACCUGGAGCCCACCAACCACGCCAUCAUUCAGACGCUGCUCAACUCCAUGGCACCCGACGCGGCGCCAGCCUCCUGCUGCGUGCCCGCACGCCUCAGCCCCAUCAGCAUCCUAUACAUCGAUGCCUCCAACAACGUGGUCUACAAGCAGUACGAGGACAUGGUGGUGGAGGCCUGCGGCUGCAGGUAGCAUUCCUUCUGGGGAGGGCCUUGCUGCCCAGGACCCCAGCUGAAGAGCAGCCUCAUCCUGGCCUGUCACCAGGCCGGGAGGGAUAGUGGAAUAUGGCCUCCGCCUGCACAGAGGAGAGCACACAGUUCACACUCACAUUUACACACUCCUUCACUCGCGCACACAUUUACAAUGGACAGCAGGCGCGGAAAGCCUUGUGCGGACACGAACGACUGGAUGUCACAGUCAUGCUUAUAUAACAUCGAUACAAACUGCUGUCUCUUUUAGAAGGGUGUCUGUGUUGAUGUUACGAUAAUUGGCACGAAGUCCAAGUAGAAACGGGUUAGCAUUGGAUUCUCCAUUUAGUUGGAGGCUGGG